UUUCUCUCUCUUCUCUCUUCAUUUCAAACCCAAAAAUCUCUCACUUGUGUCUCUAUCAGAAAGUGAUUGGCCACAAAACAAGGACUUUACUUCAUUACACUUCAAACUCACUUUCUGUGUAUUUUUUUCACAUUCAUAUUCUCUUCUUCAGUUUCAUUUCAAUGGUUUUCUUGAGUAACGUGCCACUUUUCUUCAUGUUUUUGUUUAUGUUGAUUGUAUGUUUCACUUGGUUUCCUCUUUUGGCUCAUAAGGGUCAUAGUUUUUCUUAACUCUGCUUCAUAGUUGUUCUUAUUAACAAAAACCCUUUUUGCAAAGAAGGGUUUUUUAUUACUUUUUUUAAGGUUUUUUUUUGGUGGGGUUUCUUAGUUUCUUUUGUUUGUUAAUGAUUUUGUAACUAUUCACAUGGAUCCCAUGAUGUUGGUUUUUUAAGGUAAUGUUUGAUUAUAGAAAUUAGUGUUUUUUUUUUUGUGUGUGUGUGUUGGGAUGGAGUGCAUUGGAAAGUGGGAGAGAGGUAUGAGUGAAUGUAAUAAUGGGUUUGGGGAAAUUGAGGAUGGGGACUCUGAGUUAGGGUUCAAUGUGUCUGUGUGAUUGCUAAAAAUUGUGUCUUUUUAAAGAGGAAAAAAAAGGUAUAGCUUGUGUGUUAUGAAGCUUUCAACAUCAGGAAUGAGUCAGCAGGGUCAUGAAGGAGGGGAGAAGAAGUGUUUGAAUUCUGAGCUAUGGCAUGCAUGUGCGGGUCCCUUAGUUUCUCUACCAACUGCAGGGACUCGUGUGGUUUACUUCCCUCAAGGUCAUAGUGAGCAGGUUUCUGCCACAACCAACAGAGAAAUUGAUGGGCAAAUACCGAAUUAUCCUAGUUUGCCGCCUCAGUUGAUAUGCCAACUUCAUAAUGUUACAAUGCAUGCAGAUGUUGAAACAGACGAAGUGUAUGCUCAAAUGACGCUACAGCCGUUGACUCCGCAAGAGCAGAAAGAUACGUUUCUUCCUAUGGAAUUGGGGAUUCCAAGUAAGCAGCCUACAAAUUAUUUUUGCAAGACAUUGACGGCGAGUGAUACAAGCACACAUGGAGGGUUCUCCGUUCCUCGUCGUGCAGCUGAGAAAGUUUUUCCUCCAUUGGAUUUCUCACAGCAACCUCCUGCUCAAGAACUUAUUGCUAGGGAUCUCCAUGAUGUUGAGUGGAAGUUUCGACAUAUUUUUCGGGGACAGCCAAAACGACACCUUCUUACCACAGGCUGGAGCGUAUUUGUUAGUGCAAAAAGACUAGUAGCUGGAGAUUCUGUGCUUUUCAUUUGGAAUGAAAAGAAUCAGCUUCUUUUGGGAAUACGUCGUGCCAGUAGGCCACAAACUGUUAUGCCAUCAUCAGUUCUUUCAAGUGAUAGCAUGCACAUUGGACUUCUUGCAGCUGCAGCACAUGCUGCAGCAACUAAUAGCUGCUUUACAGUGUUCUUUAAUCCAAGGGCUAGUCCAUCCGAGUUCGUCAUACCACUCUCAAAAUAUAUCAAAGCUGUGUACCAUACACGCGUUUCUGUCGGUAUGCGUUUCAGGAUGCUUUUUGAGACUGAAGAAUCAAGUGUCCGCAGGUACAUGGGUACUAUAACUAGCAUAAGUGACAUGGAUCCUGUUCGGUGGCCAAAUUCUCAUUGGAGGUCUGUUAAGGUUGGUUGGGAUGAAUCAACAGCUGGGGAAAGACAGCCACGGGUAUCGUUAUGGGAAAUUGAGCCUUUAACUACAUUUCCAAUGUAUCCAUCACUAUUUCCCCUUAGAUUGAAACGACCAUGGCAUCCUGGCACUUCUUCUUUUCUUGAUGGCAGAGAUGAGGCAACUAAUGGACUAAUGUGGAUGCGAGGCGGUCCUGGAGACCAUGGUCUUAAUGCCAUGAAUUUUCAAGGUGCUGGAUUGUUGCCCUGGAUGCAGCCAAGACUCGAUCCAACUUUGCUCGGAAAUGAUCAUAAUCAGCAAUACCAAGCCAUGUUGGCUGCUGCUGGUUUGCAGAACCAAGGGAAUGUAGAUCUAUUAAGGCAACAGAUGAUGAAUUUUCAACAGCCUUUCAAUUAUCAACAAUCAGGAAACCUCAGUCCCAUGCAACUUCAGCAACAACAAGCAAUUCAGCAAUCCGUAUCGACUAAUAAUAUCAUGCAACCACAAGGCCAAGGGUUGGCGGAGAAUCUUUCUCAGCACAUCCUUCAGAAAUCGCACAACAAUCGAGAAAACCAAACACAGCAACACAGUUAUCAAGAUUCAGUUUUAAUUCAAGGUGAUCCGCUCCAUCAGAAGCAACACUCUAGUUUGCCUUCACCAUCAUACACAAAACCAGAUUUCAUAGAUUCAGGCAUGAAGUUUACUGCUUCGGUUUCGCCGGGUCAAAACAUGCUUGGUUCACUUUCUUCUGAAGGGAGUGGCAAUCUGUUGAAUUUAUCCAGAAGUGGUCAUUCUAUGCUGACUGAACAGUCACCUCAACAAUCAUGGGCCUCAAAGUAUUCACCUUCGCAGGUCGAUGCCAUUGGCAAUUCGAUGUCGCAUGUGCAGUAUUCCGGAAGAGAUACAUCAAUCGUACCGCCACAUUGCAGCUCAGAUGCCCAAAAUUCUGUUCUGUUUGGGGUCAAUAUCGAUUCGUCUGGCCUUCUGCUCCCUACCACUGUCCCUCGUUAUACUACUGCAUCUGCUCAUGCCGAUGCAUCGACAAUGCCGUUAGGGGAGUCUAGUUUCCAGGGUUCUCCAUAUCCUUGCAUGCAAGAUUCAUCGGAGUUGUUGCAAAGUGCAGGGCAAGUUGAUGCGCAAAACCAGACACCGAUAUUUGUGAAGGUAUACAAAUCAGGUUCAGUAGGGCGCUCACUUGACAUCUCGCGGUUCAACAGCUAUCACGAGCUGCGGGAGGAGUUGGCUCAGAUGUUUGGAAUCGAGGGGAAAUUUGAAGAUCCUCUUAGAUCAGGCUGGCAGCUUGUAUUUGUCGACAGGGAGAACGAUGUUCUUCUCCUUGGAGACGAUCCGUGGGAAUCAUUUGUCAAUAAUGUUUGGUAUAUCAAAAUACUUUCUCCUGAAGAUAUUCAGAAAAUGGGAGAAGAAGCGAUAGAAUCCCUUGGUCCAAGUUCUGGACAAAGGAUGAACAACACUGGUGCAGAAUCUCACGACAUUGUUUCUGGACUACCAUCAUUAGGCUCACUUGAAUACUGAGAUAAUAUCACAAAGUAUUCCUUCAGAUCCUACGGUCAAAUUGACAACUACGUACUAUUAUUACUACUACUACUACUACUAUCGCGUAUUUGUUACUUAUGUUUGAGCACUAUAUAUCAACCUUGCAUAUUCUGAAUAUACUAUGUAUUGUCUAUUCCAUGUUUACUAUUAUUAUUUGUAUCAGGAUUGUUGAAAUUAUCGCAAAAGAAAGACGAAAAAUUUAGGGCAAACUUUUGGACCAAUUUGUAAACUUGUGUGCCAAAAGCAGAAAUAUGGUGUUACUGCUAUUGUUGUAGCAUUUGGUUAAAUCUUGCAUGAA
This is a messenger RNA of Medicago truncatula (barrel medic), 3487 nucleotides long. RefSeq names its product auxin response factor 8. The transcript is spliced from 14 exons. Gene Ontology annotation, biological process: response to hormone; regulation of DNA-templated transcription. Gene Ontology annotation, cellular component: nucleus. Gene Ontology annotation, molecular function: DNA binding. The coding region runs from base 643 to 3168 and encodes 841 amino acids. NCBI's taxonomy places the organism in Eukaryota, Viridiplantae, Streptophyta, Magnoliopsida, Fabales, Fabaceae. The record is from RefSeq and is a predicted model, not a curated record.